AUGACAACAGUUAAAUCCUUACAUGAAGAUAUACUUUAUACAAUUCUAUCAAAAUGUUCAUCAUCAAUAGAUAUGUGGCAUUUUCUUCAAGCACUUGAUUUUGAUUUAUCCAGAAUGAUUCAUUUACGUGCUUUUUGGAGCUGUAUUCGAUUAUCAUCAUUACAUAAUAAGAAGAUUUUAUUAUCGUUUAUUAAAGAAGUUGCUAUGUAUUGUGUAGAUCUUCGUAUUGAUAAUCUUAAUUGGAUGAUUGUAGCUGAUUUACGUCGUUUACUUGCAAGUUUUCGUUCAUUAGUUUGUUUUCAUACAGGAAAUGUUGCAUUAUCAAGAAGCACAUUAAUUAAUGAUAUUAAAAUACUUUUUCCUUUUAUAAAAUAUAUUACUUUAUUAAUAUCACUUGAUAGUUCAAAGAUAUCAUAUUUAUCUACUCGUCAAUAUUCAACUACUGAUACUAUAUUUCAAGAAAUAUGUACAUCAUUGAAUACGAUUGAUCAACUUGAACAUAUAUCAUUAGUAUUGCAAGAAAGAAAAGGAGCUUGUCUUUCUGAUGCAGGUGCUCAAAUAUAUUUUCAUUUAGUAUGUGAAUAUAUAUCUAAUAUGACAAAUCAUUAUAAACUUAUAUCUAUUGAAGAAAAUGGAUAUGAAAUUCAAAAUCGAUUUUUUUCGUCGACAACUUCUAACAGAUCAUCGUUGGGAUCAAUGGAUUUAUCUUUAAUACCAACAUUAAAUCAUUUAAUAGUUUCUUUUCGACCGAUACCAAGUGUAAAUUUAACAUUAGAUAUCAAAGAUUCGACGAUAGAUAAAUUGCAACUUCAAACUUUAGUAUUACCAUGUGUACCAUCGACAUCAAAGUCAAUUGAUAUUCUUGAUCUUAAUCAAUUAAAAAUACUUGAUAUUGGUUAUGUAUAUGUAAAUGAUAAAAUAGAAUUAACAAGACUUGAUCAAAUUCUUUUUUCUCAUCGUCAGAAUUCUCUUCGAAAUUUGACUAUUAGUUUAAGUGAAUGGCAAUCAGCGAAACUUGUUCUAGUAUGGAAAAAAGAAGACAAUAGUAAACAAAUAAUAACUUCAAAAGAACAAUUUAGUUCUGUGUUUGAAAACUGUUUUAAUCAAAUUGAGACAUUGGAAGAAGGUGAAGAAGAAGAAGAAGAAGAAGAAGAAGAAAUGGAAAAACCUAUUGUGUUGAAUUUAUUCGGAGAUGUCGAACAGACAUCAUCAGAUAUUAUUGAUGAAUUUUCACUUGAAUUCAUCGAUCAUAAUCAAUCAUCUAUUUUUCAAAUGUCUCUCAAACAUUCCUGGUUGAAUACAUUAACUAAUUUAAAUUUAACCGGUAUUCAUUGUCAUUCCAUUGAUUUUAAACAUAUUUUCAAUUCCUUACAUAUACUUCAAUCAUUAAGUCUCUCACCUUGUUUACUUCUAUAUAUUGAUCAAUUCGAAUGUCAUUGUCCAACAAAAUCAAAUUCUCUACCAUAUGAAAUUCAUUCAUUAAAUAAAAAUCUUCUGUCACUUAAUCUCGUCUCACAUAUAUCUAAUAUGAGACAAUCAUGUUCAAUGUUUCUUGAUCAACAUAGAUAUCAUUGUAUUCGUCAUGCAUCCAUUCAUCAAUAUUCUAAUAACAAUGAAUCUCUAUUUCAAUAUAAAAAAUUAAUUCAUUAUGUAAUUCAAACUCUAAUUCAAACAUUAGAUUUACAUCAUUUAAGUAUACGUAUACCAAACUAUGAACUUCAUAUUGAUGAUCUUAAUAUACAAAAUACAAAUCAUUUACAAUCAUUAAUAUUUGAUGUUAAAGUUCCCAUGACACUUCAUGCCAAAUUAACACAACUUUAUUCAUUAAAUAUUUUUCAUUCUUUACGUCGAUUUAUUCUUAUUAGUGAUAGUAAUUUUCAAUUAACACCAUUGCUUAUUGAUAAAUUUUGUCAACUUGAAAUAGUUGAAAUAAUAUCAAUUAAAUCUCAUCUUAAUCAUGCAACAAUAAAUUAUCUUCAACAAGUACUUAAACCAAAUAAUUAUCCAAAUUUAAAUACAUUUCGUAUGUGGAUUGGUAGUGUUGGUGCUAAACAUUUAUUAAAACAUUUACAUAAAACUGUACGAUUAGCAUUUGAAAAUAUUAAACCAUCGUUUCAAUUUAAUAUUUCUGUUGUUAGCCAAUCAUCACAAUUAAAUGAAAUAUCGAAGUGUAUUUUAUAUGAUCAUACACAUGAAAUUCAUCAAUAUUUUCAUACAUUAUUAUCAAGUCAUAGUAAUCAAUUUUCAGUUAUUUAUCCAAAUUUUUUAAAUUAUAAAUCAUUGUACAGUGAACAAAAAUUCGACAAAUAA
Messenger RNA from Rotaria sp. Silwood1, 2310 nucleotides. The record is from the annotation of a GenBank genome assembly. Lineage: Eukaryota; Metazoa; Rotifera; Eurotatoria; Philodinida; Philodinidae.